AUGUCUAAUUUAGUUAAUGUACCAGUAGGUCCUGCUGCGAAUGAACAUGAAACUGCUCCAAGAAGAAAUGCACAAGUAACAAAAGAAUCUUUAAAGAGACCUCUUGGAAUGUCAUGUACAACAGUUUAUGAAAUGGCAUUAGAAUGUUUUGAAUUAGGUGGCGAAUCAAAAGCAAUGGCAUGGAGAGAUGUUAUUGAUAUUCAUGAAGAGAAAAAAAUUGUUAAAAAAUUUGUUGAUGGUAAAGAAAUCCCUGUUGAAAAGACUUGGUUAUAUUAUGAAAUGAGUAAAUAUAAAUAUAUUACUUUUAAUGAACUACGUGAUAUUAUGCAUAUUUUAGGUAAAGGGUUAGUUAAAAUGGGUUUAAGACCAAAUACUGAUGAUAGAUUACAUAUUUAUGCUCCAACAUCUCAAAAAUGGAUGCAAAUGUAUUUAGGUUCACAAUCUCAAUCGAUUCCAAUUGUAACUGCUUAUGAUACUUUAGGUGAAUCAGGUUUAAUUCAUUCAAUUAAACAAACCAAUUCAACUGCAAUUUUUACAGAUAAUUCUUUAUUAAAAACUUUAAUUACUCCUUUAGAAAAAUGUGAUAAUAUUAAAUUUGUUAUUCAUACUAAUGUUGUUAAUCCAAAUGAUAAAAGACAAAAUGGUAAAAUGUUUAAAGAAGCUAAUGACGCAAUUGAAGAAAUUAAAAAAAUUAGACCAGAUAUUCAAUUUUUUUCAUAUGAUGAUAUUUAUAAGAUGGGUGAAGAAAAUAAAGAUACUAUUGAUAUUCAUCCACCUUCUCCAAAGGAUCUUUCUUGUAUUAUGUAUACAUCUGGUUCUACCGGUGAUCCAAAGGGUGUUGUCUUAAAACAAUAUAAUGUUGUUGCAGGUGUUGGUGGUGCCCAUUUAACUGUUAGAAAAGCUGUCGGUAGAACAGAUAGAAUUAUUUGUUUCUUACCAUUAGCUCAUAUCUUUGAAUUAGCAUUUGAAUUAUUAUCCUUUGUAUGGGGUUCAUGUAUUGGUUAUGCUACUGUUAAGACAUUAACUAAUGCAUCAAUGAGAAAUUGUCAAGGUGAUUUAGUUGAAUUUAAGCCAACUGUUAUGGUUGGUGUUGCUGCAGUUUGGGAAACCGUUAGAAAAGGUAUCCUUCAACAAGUUAGUAAUUUACCCUUUAUUACUCAAAAGAUUUUCUGGGCUGCUUAUAAAGCUAAAUUAACAAUGAAAAAUUAUCAUAUUCCAGGUGGUGAUGCAUUAGGUAAUCUUGUUUUCAAGAAAGUUAAAGCCGCUACAGGUGGUCAAUUAAGAUAUUUAUUAAAUGGUGGUUCUCCAAUUAGUUAUAAUGCUCAAGAAUUUAUUACUAAUUUAUUAUGUCCAAUGUUAAUUGGUUAUGGUUUAACUGAAACUGUUGCUAAUACAUGUAUCUUAGAUCCAGCUCAUUUCACUUUAGGUGUUGCUGGUGAUUUAACUGGUGGUGUUACUGUUAAAUUGGUUGAUGUCGAAGAAUUAGGCUAUUUGGCUAAAAACAAUCAAGGUGAAGUAUGGAUUAAAGGUGAUUGUAUCCUUGAAGAAUAUUAUAAGAACCCUGAAGAAACAGCUGCUGCUUUAACACCUGAUCAUUGGUUUAAGACUGGUGAUAUUGGUGAAUGGACAGAUAGAGGGUUUUUAAAAUUGAUCGAUAGAAAGAAAAAUUUGGUUAAAACCUUAAAUGGUGAAUAUAUUGCAUUAGAAAAAUUAGAAUCGAUCUAUAGAUCUAAUCAAUAUGUAUCCAAUAUUUGUGUUUAUGCUGAUCAAACUAAAGUCAAACCUGUUGCUAUUAUUUAUCCAAAUAUUAAACCAUUAGCUGUCUUAGCUAAAAAAUUAGGUAUUAUGGAUAGUAAAUCCGAUGAUAGUGCCGUUGAUGAUCAUUUGAAAGAUAGAAAAUUAGUUAAAGCAGUAUAUACUGAUUUGUUAAAGAGUGGUAGCGCUCAAGGAUUAGCAGGUAUUGAAAUGUUACAAGGGAUUGUGUUUGUUGCUGAUGAAUGGACUCCACAAAAUGGAUUUGUUACAUCUGCUCAAAAAUUGAAAAGAAAAAAGAUUUUAGAAUCUGUUCAAAAGGAAGUUGACGCCAUCUAUGCAUCAUCUUCAAAAUAA
Maudiozyma saulgeensis is the source of this 2109-nucleotide messenger RNA. NCBI's taxonomy places the organism in Eukaryota, Fungi, Ascomycota, Saccharomycetes, Saccharomycetales, Saccharomycetaceae. The record is from the annotation of a GenBank genome assembly.